AUGGCGGCGGAGGGCGAGCCCCUGCGCUCCUCGAGGAAGCGAUCCACAGCGCUGUACUGGAGUGAGAAUUCAGCCCUGCGCCCACGUGGGGUGCGCGGCCACCACGCCCACGCCCCUCGGACCGCCCCGGCCCCGCCCCCAGCCUUCUUCUCCCAAGCCCCUUCCCCAGUGCCUAAUCCUCUCUGCCACGCCCCUGUCCCGCCCACUUUCCCCUCACCUAAAUUCCUCACGUCCGCCGGCCCAGCCUUAGCCUCACGCGCACAGAGCUCUCCCCUUUCUUCCCCGUUCCUCCUUCCUCGAGGUCUCUUGCGCGUCCCUGUAAUCCCAAACCCCAUUCCGCCUUCAUUUCCCUCCCCUUCCCAGAGCCUUGGCCUCUUGCCCCCAACCCCCAAAUCCUUCCCAUCCCUUCUCCUCCAAGCCUCCCUCCAGCCCAGCCCGCCUUUUCCCGGAACCCCUCUCCCUGGCCCAGCCCAUGCCACGCCCCCUCGUGCCUGGUUCCCGCCCUCCCCGACUCCAGCGGGUUCGCCGUACUGCCUACCUCCCACCCUCGGAAAGCCUGUGUGUCGCCCAGCUUGGAGCCUAGGACCUAGGACUGAAGGUGAAAGUCCCAGAGAGCUUUCCUUCGGACCCAGCAGGGUCCCACUGGGGCGAGAACGCGACUCCUCGGGCACCUUGCCUGCAGCGCUGAGGACCAGUGCCCUUGGGCAUUCGGCACCCAAGUCUGUGUUCCUGGGACACCAUUGCUCACAUUUGGCUCGAGAGUAAGCUGUCUUGUUCCCGUGUGGAGAGCCCUGUUUUUGCACUCACAGUCAACGGUGGAUCCCGUCAUGGACUCAAUGGAGAAAGCAUCUAGGGAACCGAAAAGAUCUAGCUGGUGUGUCUUUCCCCUCCACAGGGGUUGAGCGGUUCUGCCCUGCUGUGCCCUUCCACCCUGCACUGACCAUAAGUCAAAGGCCAGGAGAGCGUGGACUGACGCCUCUGAGGCUGAGCAGAAUAAACGCUUCCUUCUUGGUUUU
Molecule: messenger RNA, 1016 nt
Organism: Psammomys obesus (fat sand rat)
Lineage: Eukaryota; Metazoa; Chordata; Mammalia; Rodentia; Muridae
Exons: 4
Coding region: 1-765 (254 amino acids)
Source: RefSeq, a predicted model, not a curated record